Xenopus laevis (African clawed frog) is the source of this 2761-nucleotide messenger RNA. It is a transcript of the gene bap1.L, whose product is annotated as BRCA1 associated protein 1 L homeolog. Bases 197 to 2254 code for a protein of 685 amino acids. NCBI's taxonomy places the organism in Eukaryota, Metazoa, Chordata, Amphibia, Anura, Pipidae. Gene Ontology annotation, molecular function: cysteine-type deubiquitinase activity. The transcript is spliced from 17 exons. Gene Ontology annotation, biological process: protein deubiquitination; ubiquitin-dependent protein catabolic process. The record is from RefSeq and is a predicted model, not a curated record. Gene Ontology annotation, cellular component: nucleus; cytoplasm.
CCAAAACACAACAGACACAAACAAUGCGCAGCCACUGCUUGAAAACAUUAACAGACAAACUCAAUCAGCCACAGUAGACUGAUGCUUCCGCUUCUGGGUGGAUCACGUGACACGCAGGCGGAAAGAACGAAACAAUAACAAAUGCUUCCGUCGCGCUGUGAUGAGGUCAUAGCCUCGGAGGCAUGGAGGAGGCAACAUGAAUAAAGGCUGGUUAGAGCUGGAAAGCGAUCCAGGACUUUUUACACUGCUGGUUGAAGAUUUUGGAGUGAAAGGGGUGCAGGUGGAGGAGAUCUAUGACCUUCAGAGCAAGUGCCCAGGGCCAGUGUAUGGCUUUAUCUUCCUAUUCAAAUGGAUCGAGGAGCGGCGAUCGCGCAGGAAAGUCUCCACUCUGCUGGAUGACACGUCCGUUAUGGAAGAUGAGGUUGUCAACAACAUGUUCUUUGCCCAUCAGCUGAUCCCUAAUUCAUGUGCUACUCACGCACUCCUGAGUGUCUUACUGAACUGUGGUGGGGUUCAUCUGGGGCCCACACUGAGCCGGAUCAAGGAAUUCACCAAAGGAUUCAGCCCAGAGAGUAAAGGUUAUGCGAUUGGGAAUGCUCCAGAACUGGCAAAAGCUCACAACAGCCAUGCCAGACCAGAGCCCCGCCACCUGCCUGAGAAGCAGAAUGGGAUCAGCGCUGUUCGGACCAUGGAAGCUUUUCACUUUGUCAGUUAUGUUCCUAUUAAAGGACGACUUUUUGAACUUGAUGGGUUGAAAGUCUACCCUAUUGACCAUGGUCCCUGGGCAGAGGAUGAAGAAUGGACAGACAAGGCUCGCAGAGUGAUCAUGGAGAGGAUCGGGCUGGCUACAGCAGGGGAGCCGUAUCAUGACAUUAGGUUUAACCUGAUGGCAGUGGUGCCUGAUCGAAGGCUUAAAUAUGAGGGCAAACUUAACAUUUUAAAGAUGAACAGACAGACUGUGCUGGAGGCAUUGCAACAGUUGAUAAGAGUAACUCAGCCGGAACUGAUUCAGGCUCAGAAGUCUACAGAUGGCCAGAGCACAGAAGAAACAAAGAGUCCUGCAAUAAAGGCUCCAGUGUCCCAGGAGAGCCAUCGGGCCCACCAUGGAUCCCACAGGAGCACCACAGACUUGGGUGCAGAACCAGCAGGGUCCCUCCUCCGAGGCCCUGUUCUGUCUGCUCAUAAUAAAUCCAAACCCCUACCCCAGAACGGAGGUAUUGUACCUGCACCAGCUUCACGACUGCCGGCCUUCCUUGACAACCAUAACUAUGCCAAGUCACCUAUGCAGGAAGAGGAGGACUUGGCUGCAGGGGUGGGCAGAUCGCGCGGUGUCCCUCCACCUGCUCCAGACACAGAUGAAGAGGAAGAAGAGGAAACUGAAAAUGUUAGAAGACCCCUGACACCUCCGGGGUUCAAGAGAAGGAGUUCAGAGUCUUUGCCUCCACCCCCAGGACCUGAACCUGGUGUUUUAGCAGAGAAACUAAAAGAGACACAGAGGGAUUUGUGCUCCCCCCUUUCCAUAAAAACAGGAGCUCCUACUGCUCCCCACUCUCAGCCUUCCCCUACCCCAAGCAACGAGAGCACAGACACUGCCUCGGAAAUUGGUAGUGCGUUUAACUCCCCACUUCGUUCUCCUCUAAGAUCUGCCAACCCGACCCGUCCCUCCAGUCCUGUCACCUCUCAUUUGUCCAAAGUUCUCUUUGGUGAGGAGGAACCACUGUCACGUCUAGACUGUGUGCGCUAUAAUAGAGCAGUGCGGGAACUGGGACCACAUAUCAGCACUGGGAUUCUGCAUUUGAGCAAGGAUGGAUACCUGUCCCCACUUAGCAGGCUAGACACAGGUAAAGUAUCACCCAAGAGUCACAAAGCAGAGGAGCCAAGAGAGAGUCCAGAGCCAGACUCCGAGCGCAACAGAGUCACAGAAGCUCCCCAAGGGGAAAAAUUUUCUCCUAAGGAGCUGCUAGCUUUGCUGAAGUGUGUCGAAGCUGAAAUCUCUGCAUCAGAAGCCUGUCUGCGGGAGGAACUAGAAAAACGCAAAAAAUUCAAGAUUGAUGACCAAAGACGGACUCAUAACUAUGAUGAAUUUAUCUGUGCGUUCAUCUCGAUGUUGGCUCAGGAAGGAAUGCUAGCAAGCUUGGUGGAGCAGAACAUCUCUGUUCGGAGACGUCAGGGGGUCAGCAUUGGUCGACUGCACAAACAGAGGAAACCAGACAGGCGCAAAAGAUCCCGUCCUUACAAGGCCAAGAGACAAUAAACAACCCAAAGCUAGAGGUUAUGCGUCAUCACCAAUAAGUUCAUGUAGAAAGAACUGAUAUCUGUGCUGUAGAUAUUGCCACUCACCAAUGCUAAAAUACUUGAAUUUUAAAACUGUCGAAUAGUGAAUUGCUAUUUCACACCCAGUGUUUGGGUAUAUACGUGUAGUGAUCUGACAUAUGUAUACAAUGACCUGUGUAUAUGAUGUACAUAACCAGUUUUUAUACCCCCCCCCUUAUAAAUACUUUGUUAUAUAAGUUCUGUUUAACAUUCAGUGGCUUGUGAGUUCACUUCUAGCUCAUGUUGCACAACACGUUUGUCUUUUAUUUAGUGUUACACAUAGGCCAGAAUUAUUGUCAUUAUCUCAUAUUAAGAUGGAAAAACUUGUUUUCUUUAUUGGCGGUAGCUUUAAAGUGAAUCAUGUUCAAAAAUGGUGGGUUGUGACCCACUUUCAAUUACUGUCUGAUUGUCACAGAAUUUUCAUCAUAAAAUAAACAAUGAAUAAUUA